Molecule: messenger RNA, 1396 nt
Organism: Mollisia scopiformis
Lineage: Eukaryota; Fungi; Ascomycota; Leotiomycetes; Helotiales; Mollisiaceae
Product: tyrosyl-tRNA synthetase
Exons: 5
Coding region: 205-1335 (376 amino acids)
Biological process (GO): tyrosyl-tRNA aminoacylation
Molecular function (GO): ATP binding; tyrosine-tRNA ligase activity
Source: RefSeq, a predicted model, not a curated record
CCCGUGCGACUGACCCUAGAAUCACGAACUUGUGUCACUGUUCGAGCACAAAUCAGAACACUUUCCUGCUGUUUCUUAUUGUUAAUCUUUGCUGUUUCUUGCAUCGGCCUGCUCUGGGGAUUAAGUCUAGUGUCUCCAAGGAGGUUCAUAUCUGCUUUCGUAUAUGUCGACAUUUGCGUCGUGGUGAUAAUCAGUCUGUAAAAUAUGAAUGCAUCAUCGACAGUGGAGGAGAAGUUCGAUGUCCUCGUACGGCGACAACAAUUCCUGAAUCAAGAUGGUAAACAGGCCAUCAAGGAAAUCCUGAGAACAAAGAAGAAAGCGAAGAUAUUCUGGGGAACCGCGCCAACAGGGAAACCACAUAUUGGAUAUCUUGUUCCUUUGGCAAAGAUUGUUGACUUUCUUAGAGCAGGACUCGAUGUCACUGUUCUGUACGCCGACAUCUACAGUUUCUUGAUCAAUUACCUUCAUCCCCAACCUCGGGAACUUGUAGAACAUCGCAGGAGAUACUACCACUUGCUCGUCACCGCCAUUUUACAAUCCCUGGGCGUCCAAACAUCCCGAAUACACUUCGUGCAAGAAUCAUCCUAUGCAUAUACCAAAUCAUUCGUGUCCGACUUCAGCAGAUGCUGUUCCCUCAUGACACAACAAGAUACUCCAGACACUAUGGACGAAGAAGGCAGAACUAAAACCCUAAGUCCACUACUAUGUUGUGUACACCAAUACCUCGCGGACAUCCAUCUUGACACAGACAUUCAGUUCGGAGGAGAAGAUCAACGUCCAAUCUUCCAACAUGCCUCAAAAAUCAUUCCCCAGCUCGGCUACAGAAAACGCCAAUACCUAAUGAACGCCAUGGCACCCGGUCUCAAAGGCGGCAAAAUGUCUUCUUCAGACCCCGCCAGUGCGAAAAUCGAGUUCCUGGACGAUGCAAGGACAGUCACCGACAAGAUCAUGGAGAUACCCAUUGGAGAAAGCCAUGGUGGAUACUCGACUGACAACGCCGUCUUGGGUAUCCUGCGCACUAUACUCAUACCCCUUAGCGAGCUUCGUUUAGAGCACCAUAAAGAUGAGUUCGCGAAUGAUGCAUUCGUCAGUGCAGAUGCGCCGGAAGGAACAUUAUUUACAAUUGAGGUGGCGAUUUGGUGUUUUGGGGAGUGCGUGAGGAAGCAUUAUAAGAGUUACGACGAGAUUGAGGAGGAUUUUAGGUGUUGGAGGAUGGGUGAGGAGGAUUUGAAAUUGGCUGUUGCGAGGAGUUUGAAUUGUGUGCUAGAGCCGGUCAGGAGGAGGCUUGGGAGUAGUGAGGAGUGGAAGGAAUUGGAGUUGCUGGCUUACCCUUAGGUUGUUCAUAAUACGUGUGCUUGUUUAAGGCAGAGAUGUGUACCAGACCUCACAAUACGAC